This is a messenger RNA of Drosophila miranda, 2225 nucleotides long. RefSeq names its product pickpocket protein 19. The record is from RefSeq and is a predicted model, not a curated record. Gene Ontology annotation, molecular function: ligand-gated sodium channel activity. The coding region runs from base 420 to 2159 and encodes 579 amino acids. The transcript has 6 exons. Gene Ontology annotation, biological process: sodium ion transmembrane transport. Lineage: Eukaryota; Metazoa; Arthropoda; Insecta; Diptera; Drosophilidae. Gene Ontology annotation, cellular component: membrane.
GUUGACCUACCGCCUGAUGGAAAGCCACUUAUUGUUCCUCUUCUUGUCGUUUUUUUUGGACUUAAUCUGCUUGCCCGGCCCCUUCUCAUCAACAUCAUCAUCAUCAUCAUUACCGAGUUGCCGUUCAGGCUGCCACUCAACUUCACCCAUUUCGCUCAACCAAAGGACUGACUUUUUGGGAAAGUCACGUUUAAUUGGGAGGCGAGCCCGCUAAUCAAUGAGUGCGACGACGACACGCACUUUUGUCACCGGACUGGGCUUAUCUUUUGCCGAGAACAUAACUACUCAAUUACAACCGAUGUGAGCCGUAAUGGAUACCUGUCCGACAAAAGUUUCCCACUGCAAUUUGCAGCCAUUCCAUAAAAGGGUUCCCCGGCAUCCGGAGCAGAGCUCAGUGAUUCCACGACACACGUCCCGGCAUGGCGAAGGGUGACAAAUCGGAUACGCCGCAAAAGCAAGAUACUAAGUGCUUUAUGGAGUUGUUGCGCGUCUACUUUCGGAGCUACUGCGAAAAAUCAACCAUUCAUUGCGUCCGCUAUCUCUACGAUCCGCAGCUACACAACCUGGAAAGACUUAUCUGGUGCUUGCUGCUCUCCGUCAGCAUUGCCCUGUCAUGGUUCUUUUAUCUGAUGCUAUCGGAACGCUUUGUGUCGCAGAAGCUGCAAACUGUCGUCCACGAUCCCCAGUACCCCGUCUUUCUCGUCGAAUUUCCAGCCGUUGGUAUUUGCACUGACAAUCGCAUCAAUUGGAGCCAGCUGCAGGCGGCCAAGUCGGAGUUCCUGCCUGCCAAUGCGAGCUUGGAACUUGUGGAGUCCUUCACCACUUUGGUUGCUCGACUGGAGACGCUGCGCUUUGGCAGCUUUUCGGUGGGUCUGUCCGAGCUGGAUGACGACAAUCUCGAGGCAGUGAACUUCAUCAACAUCACAGCGUUGGCCAUGUUCCUGACCCUAAGCUGCCAGGAUAUCAUCGUGCCCAACUCGUGCCAGUGGCGCAGCACAACCUUCGACUGCUGCGAGUACUUUGUGAUGGAGAAGACCGAGUUUGGGUUCUGUCUGGUCUUCAACUCGGAUUUCUCGCCGCGCUCGAAGGAGAUCAAGAAACGCGAGGGCUCCAAAUUCUAUCCCCGUCACAAUGCGAAGGCCGGCCAGAGCACGGGUCUCAACUUUGAUCUGCUUCUAAAUGAGAGCUUCAAGCGACCGAAUUCCUUGGCUACCGAUAAAGUCUAUAUAAUGAUCAAAAAGCCAGACCAAAUGUCGAAUGUGGUCUAUUCCAUGACCCAAAAUACCGAGACCUAUGUGACGGUUCGUCCCGACCUGACGUGGACCGAUGAGACCACCCGGAACAUUCCCCCAGAACGUCGCAAUUGUCUUUUUGUGGACGAGCAGCUCGAGCUGGAUCCCGCGGACUCGGCCAAGAAGUAUGGCAAGCCCUUCCAGCUUACCAACUGCCUGAAUCGGUGCCAUGAGUCGUACUUGAUUCAGCUGUGCAACUGCUCCCUGCCCAUUUUCUUUCUUCACAAUCAAAAAGGUGAGUUGGGGCUUAGAGAGUGUUUCCAGAGGUGCCAUUGUUCUUGUUUUUCAGUCAAGGAAUGCACUGCGACCAGCCUCCGGUGCAUCGCGAGGCAUAAUGAUAUUUUCAGCUACGAUAAGCGUCGGGAGGAGGAUGCUCUGUUUAGUGCCACCAAACCAGGCAUGACAUGCUCCUGUCUGGUGAACUGCUAUCUGCUCGAUUACUACACGGCCACAACGACGCUGCCUCUCUCUGCCAAAAGGAUUCCAAAGGAUCCGCAGCAGAAACUCUUCAGAGUGGAUGUGCACUACCAAGUGGAGACGACGCCGCUGUACCGCACCAGUCUGGAAUUUACCACGAUUGAUUUGAUAGCUAACUUGGGUGGCAUCUUUGGCCUGUGCUUGGGCGCCUCUAUGGUCAGUGCAUUCGAGUUGAUUUACUAUCUAACAGUCGGCUUUGGCAUGCAUCUCUACGACAACUCCUACUAUGGCGUACUCCAUCGGAAAAUGAAGAUAAAAUGGCGCACCUUUAAGAGCUAUUUGAAAAACGAAGUCACUCAUUUAGCUGACCAUCAGGUGCACCCAUCCCAAAAGGAACAGACCACAAACAAAAUUAGGCAUCCGCUCCACCACCAGAGAAAUGCCUGGUGAAUGUUAUUUAUUGUUGAUUUAUACUCACAUUGAUGCUCAUAUUAUACCUAUAGUCCCGUCAACGUA